Molecule: messenger RNA, 3741 nt
Organism: Spirodela intermedia
Lineage: Eukaryota; Viridiplantae; Streptophyta; Magnoliopsida; Alismatales; Araceae
Source: the annotation of a GenBank genome assembly
AUGCCGACGGUGGCGGUGAAGCUCUACAGCGUCUUCUUCAAGCUCCUUCUGAAGCGCCGGCUGCAGACUUGGAUCCAGAGUCCAGACGCCGCAGCCGCUGGGGGAUCUAAUUCCUUCGGGGUCUCCUGCCGUCCCGAGGAGGCGGUGGCCGCGGCGAAUCCCACCUUCUCAUCACUGGACGGCGUGGCGACAAAGGAUAUCCACAUCGACCCUCUUACGUCCCUCUCUAUCCGCAUCUUCCUUCCCGAAUCCGUCCUCCUAUCGAAUCCCUCCGCCGCCGCAGGUGCGAUCGGUGAUUCCGACCAUCAUCAUCGCCAUCCGCCUCCGCGGCCUCCACGGGGAGUUAGAUCGGCCUCUGAUCCGGAGGACAACGGUAUCGCCGAAGGCCCUCGCCGUUCCAGAUUCAACAACGUUCCUCGCCGAAGCAGCUACGGUGGCAACGGCGUCGUCCCGACUAGCAGUUCCCCUGAACUACGCCGGAGAAGCUAUGAUGGCUCUGGUUUGCAGCUAGAUGGAACCUACCGGGGUUACUUGCCAUCCAUGGAUGAGCAUGCAAAUGGCGCCACAGCGAACCACAGGGCGGGGCGGAGGUUGCCCGUGAUGCUACAGUUUCAUGGGGGAGCAUUCGUCUCCGGGAGCAAUGAUUCGGUUGCUAAUGAUUUCUUCUGUAGACGGAUCGCAAAGCUCUGCGAUAUGAUCGUGAUAGCUGUAGGGUACAGGUUGGCGCCGGAAAGCAAGUACCCAGCUGCGUUUGACGACGGCUUCAAGGUACUUAACUGGGUUGCGAAGCAGGCGAACCUGGCAGAAUGCAGUAAGUCAAUGGGAAAUGUGAGAGGCAGCGGGGGGGGAGGUACAGAGACAAGGAAAUUGGACUUGAACAGGCAUGUCGUUGAUGCUUUUGGGGCGUCGAUGGUGGAACCGUGGCUUGCUUCUCAUGGAGACCCGUCAAGGUUUUUCAUUUAUCCAUUACUUUUCAUUUUCUUCCUCUCUUUUUCGUGUUUGGUUGGAUCUUCUGAAUGACUUGGACAUGAGGUUAUGUGGAAGUAUAUUUCGUUGCAUUUCAACCUAUUUCUCUGAUUUGCCUUUUCCUUUCUUCUUUUGUGCUCUUGUUCGAUUGGAUUUGAGUUUUUUAGAACGUCAAGUAAAAAACUAACAUCAAAACAUCAGUUAUUAGAAGCAAUACAUAAUUUUAAUCUUGAGAUGCAAAACUGGAAUAUUAUACCAGCACGUGAACUUGGCUUACGGAAAAUAAAUAAUAAAUCAGUGUAGCUCCUUUAUUAUUGGGAGGUGCGGGUGUAAAUUCACACUGAGUACUGGCAAACAGAGUAGUUUAUGUAUUUUUGACGUGAUUGGUUACUAACUGAUAUAUCUUUUGUAUUGUUUGUGCUUUAUCGUCAUAACUUGUAUUCCUGUGGGUGAGGCUUUGAACAUGUUAAAUGUGUAGAAAUUACUGGUGCUAGAUUUUAUUUUAUUUUUUCUCCCAAAAUAGCUAAGGUGAUGCAACGUUAUGAUAUUUUCCUUUUCUAUCUCAAUUGGAAACGGAUGGGCCUUAUCUUUUUCCAUUCAAAUACCAUCUUCUGCAUAUAAACUUUUGCCAGUUCGGUAGCUUCUUGUUGCGAGAUCUCUUGGCCUGUUUCUCCAGAUUCAUAGGAUUUUGUCUUUCUCUGCCUCUUCCUCUGUUUAUCAUUUCGUCACUUUGACAGUUAACAGUCUGUUUCUUGACUGCCAUUUUGUGUGCUGCAACUGCAGACUUGGGUGUUGUAGUUUCUAAUGGUCAUAAAAUUGUGUGGGCUUGCGGAUUUGUGAAGAGUUAGAGCUACAGUAGGAUAGAGGCACCUAUUGGUAUCAAAUCUGAGAGUUUCUGUGGUGGGCUAAACUAUGCCCUUGGCUUUAAAACUUGGAAGAACAAGGGGACGAGACAAAUUAAGCAGUCUAGACAGGAAGUUGCUUAUUAUUCAAGUAGCUUUCCGAGCUUCUACCUUUAACAAAGUAUCUGGGUACCCAUGCAUGAGCAGCGGUGAGUGAUCCUUCACCAAAUACUGCACUUGUUUUUAACGACUUUUCUUCAAUCAUGCACACGUGAUAUUGGCCACAGUUAUGAGGGAUGAUUUCUUUUCAAUUCUUGGCCCACGCUUUUAAAUGCAGUUAAGCUUCAUAUGGACUUGAACAGAGUCUUGGCUUAGGACCACCUUGGUGCUUUGAAUGUUUUUUUGAAAGUAUGCUCACUAAAAAGAACAGGUUUGUAAAACUUUUACGGUUAAAAUACUUGAAAGGGAUUUAUUCUCAGCGGGACGCCAAAUUACUGCCCCAGAUCCUCUUUGAAUUCACAGUGGGCAGUUUCCCCAUAAAAAAGUUUGUAUGUAUGUUGGUAAACGAUUGUGUUUCUUCAAUUGAAGUGUUGGUUGAGGUUUUGAAAUUGGAUUUUUCUCCGCAAUUGCCAAGAUUUGGAGCACUUUGGGAUCCAGGCUCGACUAAUUUCAAGUCGGGAUAUAUUUCUUCUCCAGGAGAUAGAUUUAUUUGGAUAUUGACCUCUUCCCCAUCUGCCUCGUGUAGUGGCCACACUCCCUUGUCGAAUGCUGGCAUCCAGAUGCCCGUGGCCAUUAAAAAUAGUAAAUAUCAGCAAUUGCUUUAAUGACGGGGAGAAUGGUCUUGACAAAUUUUGAUGAUUACCUUAGUCGAGUGAGAUUGCUGAUAUAACCAAAGAAAAAUCCGAACCUGACCGGCCCUAUUUUGUAGCUUCUUAAUGACAGAUCCGAUCUGAACUUGAUUCAUGAUGUGCUUACAUUAGUUGGUGCGAGAUUAUUCAGUUUCUUUUUCUUUCCUGGCGCAUAUUUUGUGUAUAUUGCCUAUCAAAGGCUUAAUUUUCACCAAUAACAUUUUAAUACAACAUGUAUGCAAAGACUGAUCUCAGGUGUGAAAAAUGGAUUGUUAAAUAUUUCCCUUACUUUGUAUGAAAGCAAAUGUUUUUCCUUCUCUCUGUGGGGAUGUUUCAGUCUCAUUGUGCAUCAAUAACUCUGAAACAUACAUAAUUUUUUAUUUUACACGAAAAUUAGGAUCUUCGUGGUUCCUUUUUUAAAUAGUUCAUUGAUCGCAGGUGUUAAUUUUUCGUCACUAUUCCUCAAGUACUUAUUUGCCAAACAUUGAGUUCCAUGAUUUUGCACAUCUCUUUUUGGCUUGGGACUAAAAGCGGGAUUUGAAAGCAGGUGUGUUCUCUUGGGGGUGAGCUCUGGGGGCAACAUCGCAGAUUUUGUGGCACGGAAGGCUGUUGAAGCGGGUCAGCUGCUCGCCCCAGUGAAGGUGGUCGCACAGGUCCUGAUGUACCCUUUCUUCAUCGGGAGUGUCUCCACCCACUCGGAGAUCAAGCUCGCCAACUCCUACUUCUUUGACAAGUCCAUGUGCACGCUUGCCUGGAAGCUCUUCCUCCCCAAAGAGGAGUUUAGCCUGGACCACCCGGCCGCCAACCCGCUUGUCCCCGGCAGGGGCCCUCCUCUGAAGCGCAUGCCGCCCACGCUCACAGUCGUUGCCGAGCACGACUGGAUGAGGGACCGGGCCAUUGCCUACUCUGAGGAGCUCCGCAAGGUGAACGUUGACGCCCCCGUCCUCGACUACAAGGAUGCUGUCCACGAAUUCGCCACCCUUGACAUGCUCCUCAAGACGCCGCUGGCCCAGGCCUGUGUUGAGGACAUUGCCAUAUGGAUCAAGAAGUACAUAUCGAUCCGGGGCCACGAGUUCUCCUAUUAA